AUGUCAAACUCCCCUACUGACUCCAGAAAUGCCGCACACACCUCUCCGGUGAGUACUGAGCAAGGUCAACAAAUCUCUCAGGAUGGCGAUCAAAAUAAAGCACAAAGAUGGGCCAGCGCGCCACCAAGAUCACCAAGGUCUACUCAAACCUCUUUGUUAACCCAAGCUCUAUCCACGACUCAUCCAGAAUCCGCGGCAGCCCAGAUCGAUCCGACUUCUCGCAGAUCUCGAAAUACACUCUCCAGCACAAUGCAACCGUAUCCUUCUUCCUCGAACAAUCAAUAUCAGAAUGAAAGAAACGCAUCCCUGGCAGAGGCAUUGAAUGAUAUGGUGAUCGGCACAGCAUCUAUUCAACUCAAUUCAAAUAGACCUGUCAGUGCUGGGGCAACUCCAUCCGUGUCCACCGGAUUUCUUUUCGAUAUGGAGCAAGUCAAUGACAUUCUCUCUGGCCACCGGGAAUACCUCAGAAAUGCAAAAGUCAAAGGAAGAGGGACCUCUCUCGAACGAACGGCGAAGGAGAAAAGAGUUCAGGAUUUACCAAAAGGAUCUUUCUCAACCAAUCCUGGUGAUACUGGUAUUAUUACUCGACCUUCAACACCUCUGCAAGAGCCAUCCCGCUCGCUCUCAGAUACCCCUCCUAUAGAUGGCGUCCGAGCGAGCUAUCGAUCUUGGAGAGAUGCCAGAGCAAGCCCACCUGUGGAGAAAGCCUGGUCAAUCUGCGAACAAGGUGACGAUGACCAAGGUGGAUCAGUUGAAAAGGCUAUCGCAGAAGCUCUAUCAGGAGUCGAGCACAACAACCGCAGCCGAAAAGCAAGUCACAGUUUGAGGUUUUUCAGAGAAGGUCUGCCAGAGGACAAAACAAAGAAACGCGAAAAUAAGAACAGGCCUCAACUCAAAGAUUCGAACUCUUCUACUAAAAUCAGUAGCAUUCCAGAACUUGAGCAAUUGGACAUAAGAACAAAGUCGGCACCGGGUUUGAGACAUGAACCGUUAUCACCUUUCGCAGAUCCGAAGAUGGGUUCUAAGUCACCAACUCACAGCAAGGGUUUUGAUCCUACCUCUAAUCCGACCGAAGGACUUGCUGCCGAAGCUGGAUACUUUGAUCCAUCUCGCAAUAUUGAAACACUUCCUGCAGAAAAAGUAAGACGGAUGCCUUCUCAACUACUGGCCGAUAUCCGAAAGCACCACAAUUUAACACCCGGCAAUGCUAAAGGAUCUUCUUUUUCAGGAAGCAUACCAGCUCCAGAAUCUGAGAAGUCGAAGUCCGAUUCAGGGGAGGAAAAUUCAAUAGGCAAAUCUCACGUAGAUCAAGAGGGUAAUGAGGAUGGUGCUGAAUUAGAAAAGACCAAAAGUCGUGAUGAGGGUGAUGAAUCUGGUGAGGAAAAGAUUUCAUCUGCAUUAUUCGUUCCUCACAAAACUGCUCAUGGUACAUCUGAACGAAGGGGAGAUGGCCUGCGAGACAGACUAGACCUUGUUGUGAGGCCUGGGAAUAAUGAUCAACUUCAAUCAGAUGAUUCUGACCCACAACAGUGGCUUGAAGAACACCGAGUUCCAUCCUGUGAAGUAGAUAACACUUAUGACAGUCAAGAAGGUAAAUUACGACCACUGCAGUCGCCACGUCUUCCUAAGCAGCAUGAGACCGCCGCAGAAAGCAAUGGCUAUAUUACUUCCACAGAUACUUAUGACCCAAGUCAAGAUUCAUAUGAUGAAGGGGGAUCGACAACUUGUGAAGAAUCAAGCUUAACUGAUGAUCCUGAGGCAACGCCUACAUCUUCAAGACGCCGUCGUCGUAGUUUCAUGGUUCCAACGCCCAAGAUCCAUGUUACCGAAGACCAAGACGAGGCUAGAAAAUCAAAAGGUUCAGUUGAAUUAAUCCCAUAUAAGCAUCAAGUUGGCGGUCACACAACUAUGUGGAGAUUUUCGAACCGUGCAGUUUGCAAGGAACUUAAUAAUGGUGAAAACAAGUUUUACGAGAUAUGUGAGCAAAAGCAUCCCCAGCUUAUGAAGUUUCUACCAAGAUAUAUCGGUGUUCUAAAUGUGACUUUGGAGAAAAAGCAUAAAGUAUUGCCCAAGGAUGACAAAGAUGCUCUGGUCGAGUCCAAUGGGACUGAUGGGCAAUUGCUAAAAGAUGAGACUGCUACCUCUACUGAUACAAAUGGACAUACAACCCCUGACAAGGCUCCAGAGCCCCCAAGGAUGAUCAGUCAGUCACUAAGGACAUCUGCUAUUCCUAUUGCAACUGUCAAUUUUGCCGACAAUAGACAUAUUAUACCAAAAAGCUUCCUACAACCUCAUCCGCAUCUCAUUGAUCCCGUUGAGACAACGAGUACCAAGGAUUCUAAUCAAGCUAUCCAAAAAGGUCAAAGUCAAAUUCAACCACCGCCAAGUGGCGAUUUUACGUUUCGGCCGACUUUAUCAGACAAGCAUGCAGUCAGCUGGGGUGCAACCACCAUCAAUAAGGAACUUCGAAACAAAGUCUUUGGAGAAGCAUUUCUACAACAACCAAUUCCCAUUCAUCGACAUAAAAAGCCGGGCUCACAAAAUCGAGCUGUCCGAAAUGGUUCUUCACUACGAAGUGCAAAUUCGGAAUCUAGCCUAAAGUCAGUCCACUCGAGUAAGAUUGCUGAUGGCCAGCCACCCAAAGACUCAAUGCGUACAAGAGCUAUCAAGAGCGCAGCUGAGCAAAGGACUGGACUCUCACCAAUGACGCCUGUCACAGCCGCCCCACCAGUUUCCACAAACGACGACAAUGUAAAUGUGAAUGGUCAUAUUGGAAAUGGAGAAGCUGAAGAGGAAUUUGAUCAUAUGGCCGGGACAAGCGCUCCUGAACCAGAGAUCGCAGGGCCUCAGGAUUCGCCAAAACGACCAAAGAGACGUUUUUCAAGUGGUGGCCUUCGUCGCAGGCCCACGGAAGUAGCAGAUGGCCGAGGAAAUCUCAAAUACUUUGAAGAGGCAGAUGAUGCUGGCUACAAGGGUGAUGAAGAAGACGUUUUUACUAUGGAUCCCGAACCGGCUGGUCAACAAAAGGCAUUACCAUCGUCUAUGAAGGAGGAGCCGACGGCUAAAACUGCAACUGCAAAUGCGAGUCCUAAAUUGACCUCUGCUGAUUCGAAAGUCAUAAUAAAGCGUCCAGUUACUCCGAAGGUAUCGCCAAGCCCUCUUGUGAUUCCUCCUCGACCGGUUAAUCCGAAGGAAGCUCAGACGCAAGGGCAGCGCAUUCAAUAUUUCCUACUUUUAGAAGAUUUGACAGCUGGUAUGAAGAAACCUUGUAUCAUGGACCUCAAGAUGGGUACUCGUCAAUACGGUAUCGAUGCAGUUGAGAAAAAACAAUUAUCUCAACGUUCCAAGUGUGAAGCAACAACAUCUCACGAUUUAGGUGUUAGAGUUUGUGGCCUACAAGUUUGGGAUGUGAAGACUCAGAAGUAUGUUUUCCAUGACAAGUAUUUCGGAAGAGAUCUUAAAGCCGGACCGGACUUUCAAAAGGCGCUCACUCGUUUCCUGUACGAUGGCGUUGAUGAUGGAAGUAUUCUGCGACACAUUCCGACUCUCAUACAUAAGAUUUCUACACUUGAAGUUUUGAUUAGAGGUCUACCAGGUUAUCGAUUUUAUGCUGCUAGUCUUCUUCUGUUUUAUGAUGGAGAAACGGUGGAAGAGGAAGAGUCUGAUAGCAAUGCAUUUGAGCCAUUGAGCAGGAGAAGAGAAAUCGAUCUCAAAAUGGCAGAUUUUGCAAAUUGUGCAAUCAAAGAAGAUUGUAUGGCACCAGGAAGACAUUGUCCACCUCGUCACCCUGAUCAACCAGAUUUGGGUUUUCUCAGGGGAUUGAAAAGCUUGAAGAAAUAUUUCUUGGCAAUUCAGAAAGAUGUCCGAGCAAAGGUGGGAAUCAAGACGAGGGAUUUCCUUGAUGAGCAACGAAAGAUUGAUUUGGAGGAUGAGUAUGAUGAGGAUGAGGCAAAUUUGAGCUAUUAG
Messenger RNA from Sclerotinia sclerotiorum 1980 UF-70, 3966 nucleotides. RefSeq lists its product as hypothetical. The record is from RefSeq and is a predicted model, not a curated record. NCBI's taxonomy places the organism in Eukaryota, Fungi, Ascomycota, Leotiomycetes, Helotiales, Sclerotiniaceae. Gene Ontology annotation, molecular function: inositol hexakisphosphate kinase activity. Gene Ontology annotation, cellular component: nucleus; cytoplasm. Gene Ontology annotation, biological process: phosphatidylinositol phosphate biosynthetic process; inositol phosphate biosynthetic process. The transcript has 2 exons. The coding region runs from base 1 to 3966 and encodes 1321 amino acids.